AUGUCUGACAAGAACAAGGACCUCCUCGGCGGCGUGACUGAUACUCUCGGCAAGACAGUUGGCGGCGCCACCGACACCCUGGGCGGCACGGUUAACAGUCUGGGAAAGACCACAGGCGGGACUACCGAAGGCGACGGGCAGACUGUCUCCGGUGCCACAGGGGGCCUAGGCGAUACAACCAAGGACACUGGACAGGGCGUGCAGGACACCGUCCAGGAUGUUGGGAGAGGCAAGCCGGCUGCAGAAAAACCAACUUAA
This is a messenger RNA of Aspergillus puulaauensis, 258 nucleotides long. RefSeq lists its product as uncharacterized. The record is from RefSeq and is a predicted model, not a curated record. Bases 1 to 258 code for a protein of 85 amino acids. The transcript is spliced from 2 exons. NCBI's taxonomy places the organism in Eukaryota, Fungi, Ascomycota, Eurotiomycetes, Eurotiales, Aspergillaceae.